UGCGCAUGCCUGCGUGGGCGCCUUUGACGUCACUAAGGCAAAGGACACAACAAACUCUGGACUGUCCAAACAUAACAAAAAAGGAUACCCACACCAACUAACGAGUUUUCAAUAAAAUUAAAAAUGAAGCUAACCUUGCGACGCUAUUCCUGGAUCUUGAUGCUCCAGUUCGCCCUCUUGGGAGUGGAUCUCUUCUUCAAUGCUUUUGGAGCUUCGUUGGCGAGGAAUCGAUUGCAGACCGCCAUACUAUUUUUUGUCAUCCAGGAUGUCCUCAUCAUUGCUGAGUAUGUCCUGUUUACCUUCACUCUCCACUCGACCUGUGUCCACCAGGUGGGCGCCUCGCACAUCAUCCUUCGCAACUGCAAACUCUUCCUUAUCAGCGUCAGUAUCUACUUCCUGCUGUCUGCCUCGCAGCACUUUUGGAUCGUCUCCCAAUACCGCCUGGCUCCGGGAAACGAGGAUGCAGAGUGGCCUCUUGGAUUGAUUGCCUUGUCUGUGACCCAGCGCAUAGUUUCAGUGUUUUAUUACUACAGCUGCAAGUCAACGGCUCUGACCAUGGCCGAUCCCCGAUUUAAGGAGGAGUAUGUUGACUGGAUUGCAGAGCAGUUGGGUGAUAAGUAAUGGGACUGGAGAGGGUAGAUUCUAGAUAGGAAGGGCAAUUGUAAAUUGGUAAUGGGAAGUGCAAAUCAAGUGUAAAACAUUUAAAUAAAUACUAGUUAUGAGUAA
Molecule: messenger RNA, 726 nt
Organism: Drosophila bipectinata
Lineage: Eukaryota; Metazoa; Arthropoda; Insecta; Diptera; Drosophilidae
Product: transmembrane protein 138
Cellular component (GO): cilium
Source: RefSeq, a predicted model, not a curated record